Oncorhynchus keta (chum salmon) is the source of this 3477-nucleotide messenger RNA. Its product is annotated as zinc finger protein 79-like. Gene Ontology annotation, molecular function: RNA polymerase II cis-regulatory region sequence-specific DNA binding; DNA-binding transcription factor activity, RNA polymerase II-specific. The transcript has 9 exons. Gene Ontology annotation, biological process: regulation of transcription by RNA polymerase II. The record is from RefSeq and is a predicted model, not a curated record. Lineage: Eukaryota; Metazoa; Chordata; Actinopteri; Salmoniformes; Salmonidae. Gene Ontology annotation, cellular component: nucleus. The coding region runs from base 68 to 2044 and encodes 658 amino acids.
AUCGUUUAUUUUUGGAUCAAGUUUUUGGGAUGAGGAUGUUCACUUUGGAAACCAUUUUGGAGUCAGGAUGGUGAAGAAGUGGAUGCAGUCAGUAACCAGGAGUGGUAUAUCUAAAGGGCAAAAGGAGCGUGCAUUGUGGCUCGCGAAAUCAUCUACCCAUGAAGUGGACAGCUUUGAUUUUUCAAAACAGGGCAACGCCUCCAUCAUGGAGGUGCUAGCGAAUGCUGCUGUAGCAGAGAUCUGUAAAAUCGUGGACGACGACUAUGCAGUGGUUCGUUUGGAAAUAACUCAAAGCCAUAAAGAAAACAGGGGAUUGCGGAGGAAACUACAGCUACUGGAACUGAAGAUGGCACGGGAGCGCGCAGAGAAGACAGCGCGGGAGCGCGUCCUCGCCAGUCGUCCCAGUAGUGUGAAACUCCUCGACCGAUAUAGAGGAUUGGCAAGAGGCGAAGGACAUCUCACUCGAGGCCACAGGAGCUUUGCGAAGCCAGCAGGACAUACCACGUUUAGAGAUGACCAACCAAUCACUGUUGAUGAGGGGAGUGGAACCUCAACCCAGCAUGUUAUUGUGAUAGAGUCUGCAGAGGCUGCAGUCACUGGGGUCAAGCUGGAGAGAUCUGAAGGAGAGGAGGACCCACGGCACAGCAGAGACAUUCAGACUGGAGCGUCCCAUGUAGCCACGGAGGACCUCACCGCCACCGCGCCAAGGACCCGACGCAGCAUCACAGAGGAGGAGGAGGGUCCAGAGGUGCUGCUGGUGAAGGAGGAGGGGUGUGAGGAGGGUCUGGGGAACCCUGAGGGGAACAUGGUCAUGGAGGACAACCAGACUACACCUCCUCCUGAACCCACAGAUGAACCAGCUGAGCAGCACAGGACCACACACAGUCUCACUGAGUCAGUAGACAUGGAGGAUGGGAAGCCUGAUCUGCUGCUGGUCAAAGAGGAGACAAUAGAAGAUGAACCAGAGAGCAUUGACCUGCUGAGUGGACUAAAGAUGGGGGAGCAAGGUGGUUGGCUGGAGGCUAACAGAGGAGACUGGGCGGACAUCUUGGAUUCCCAGGACGGUGCAGCCAAGGACCCAGGGGACAACAUCACUGAGCAGGCCAGGACUAGAGAUGACAUAGUGGAGGUCAGUGGAUGGGACAGUGUCCUCAACUCUGGGCUGGGGAACAACACUGUUAAUAACAACCAAAAACAGACAGUGGAACACAAAACAACAACUGAACUGAGACCAGGACUGGCUGAGACCAGGGCGAGGCAUACAAUUGGUCUGCGGGGACUGGGAGGUGUCCGUAUGCGGCUGAAGAGAACAGACGCAGACUCGGCUAGCGAUGCUCUGUCCUGCUCCUAUAGUGGUGAUUCAGAGAGACUGAUGGCGCCUCAGGUUAACCCCCUAACAGAUGCUGCCUUUAGCCUGCCUUCUAUAGGAUCUAUCAAUUGGAACAUGGACCCUGCAACGACACAGACACUUCCUGGCCUUCAUCCUCCUCACACUCUCCUAAUGUUAAGCCAGACCUCAGAACAUACCCGUGCCUCAACACUAAAUGGCAACACAAGCCCAUUGACACAUGACCGUAGUAGAGACGGAAUCAGUAAAGGUGGCAGCUCCAAAGAGAAGUGCUUUCCAUGUUCGUUCUGUGGGAUAUCCUUCAGUUUCCCCAAACAGGUGGAGAUCCACCAGAGGAUACACACGGGGGAGAAAGCGUUCAGCUGCCAUCUCUGCCCUGCCAGUUUCUCCAGAUCGUCCAACCUGAAGAGGCAUCAGAGGAGGGUCCACACAGGGGUGAAACCCUUCAGCUGUACCCAAUGUGAUAUGUGCUUCGCCCAGGCUGGCAACCUGAAGAGGCACCAGAGGGUCCACACAGGGGAGAAACCCUACAGCUGCCCCCAGUGUGAGAAAAGGUUCUCCCGCCAGCACCAGCUGAAGAUGCACCUGAAGGUCCACACGGGAGAGAGGCUGUUUGCCUGUACUCAGUGUGGGAAGAGGUUCUCAGAGAGGAGCUACCUCAAGAUACACCAACAGAAAAAACAUUCCACUCCAUAAAAUAGAAAGUAACUAUUCCACUCAAUAGCUUUUGAUGUUUAGAUCAAGCCCUGCAGUAAAGACAGAUUAAUUGUCAUUGUUGUCAGCAUAAAAGAGCCACAGAUGCAUUUGGAAUAACGAGAGUAACAGAUUUGACUUUAGAAUAUUCCUGGGUAGAAUAUUGCAUCCAGACAUUGUGUGAUAUAAGGCAUAUAUACUGAACAAAAAUAUAAACGCAACAUGGAAAGUGUUGGUCCCAUGUUUCAUGAGCUGAAAUAAAAGAAAAGUUCCAUACGCGCACAAAUCUAGUUAGUUUAUUUAGUUAGUGAACGUUCCUCCUUGGCCAAGAUAAUCCAUCCACUUGGCAGGUAUGGCAAAUGGUUAGAGCGUUGGGCCAGUAACCGAAAGGCUGCUGAAUCGAAUCCCUGAGCUGACAAGGUAAAACAGUUGUCGUUCUGCUCCUGAACAAGGCAGUUAACCCACUGUUUCCCGGUAGGCCGUCACUACUGUAAAUAAGAUGUUUUUUCUUAAAUGACUUUCCUAAUUAAAUAAAGGUAAAAUAAAAUCAAGAAGCUGAUUUUAAACGGCAUGAUCAUUACAAAUGUGCACCUUGUGCAUUGGCAUGCUGACUGCAGGAAUGUCCAACAGGGAAUUGAAUGUUCAUUUCUCUACCAUAAGCUGGCUCGAAUGUCGUUUUAGAGAAUUUGGCAGUACAACUGGCCUCAGGGUAGCGGCAGGGUAGCCUAGUGGUUAGAGCGUUGGACUAGUAACCGGAAGGUUGCAUGUUCAAAUCCCUGUGCUGACAAGGUACAAAUCUGUCGUUCUGCCCCUGAACAGGCAGUUAACCCACUGUUCCUAGGCCGUCAUUGAAAAUAAGAAUUUGUUCUUAACUGAAUUGCCUAGUAAAAUAAAAACAACCACAGACCAUGUGUAACCAUGCCAGCCCAGGACCUCCACAUCCGGCUAAUUAAUCUGCGAGAUCGUCUGACACCAGGUAUCCGGAAAGCUGAUGAAACUGAGUAUUUCUGUCUGUAAUAAAGCCCUUUUGUUGGGUAAAAGUCAGUCUGUCUGGGCCUGGCUCCCCUGGCACCCCACUCAUUUGAAAUCCAUAGAUUAGGGCAUAAUGCAUUUAUUUCAAUAGGCUGAUUUCCUUAUGUUAACUGUAACUCAGUGAAAUCGUUGAAAUAGUUUCAUGGUGCUUUUUUAUUUUUUUGUUCAAUUUAUAAGCAUAAAAUGUCUGUUCAACAUUGUACUGUGUAGCCUAUAAGAUGUUCACAAUGCCCGUUUCAUUACUUCCAUUCAACAACUUAAUUUUUUUGCUUCAUUUUUUCCCCCCAAUACACUUUUUAAUGAGAAAAUAUAUGUAAUUUAUCAAGUUCGUGCAGAUUUUUUGUUGAGCUGUGUAUGUGUGAUUUUCAUAUGGAUGGUUAAUAAACACAAAAUGGGACUUUUCA